AUGGCGGCGGGCGAGGCCGUCGUCUACCACGGAGGAGGCAUGUACCACGGCUGCCGGCGGCUGCAGCCGGGCGAGGAGCGGUGGGUCAUCACCCUCUUCUACGGCCUGGACCGGCGGAGCACGAGGAGGAGGUACGGGUACCACAGCCGGUUCCCUCUCGGAGGCUCCGCGAUGGCGGACAGCCACGCGCCUCUCUUUCACCACAUCGCGAGCAAGCCUGGCUGCGACGUGCUGCGGAGGCGGGGCCUCUACUCGCCAGCCGCUCUCGUGUCCCAGCAUCGGCUCCGGCCGUCUCCGCCGCGUGCUCCGCCCGCCCGCUUAAACUGGCUUGCUGACCUCUUCUCGCCAGACGCUGCCGACUCGGCCGCCGCCGAACUUGUCUUGAGCGAAUUAUGCGAGCCAGAGUGGGCGAUCCGGUGCGAGCUCGGUGCUGCCGUCGCAUCCAGCCUCGGCGGAUCGGGCUCGCUUGCGCGAGGCAGGACAGAUGCGUCGACCGACGUGCGACUCGACUGCGGAGUGCGCUUCGAGAUCGAUGCCGGCUUUGACCCACCUCAGGGCACCGUUCGACUGGCGAGGCCAAGCAGGUUGCUCGCGGCAGAGGGUUUCUGGAAGGUUUCGGAGACGGAUGACCGGGACGUGCCAAAGGCCAUCUCUUGGCGCCUUCAGUCCACUGGCAUUCGGGCGGGGGAGGAGGAACUCGUUCCCCCCGGUCCGCUCUACUUCAACGCGCUCCUGGAGGGCGACGGCUCUACUUUGCCACUGCAGCUAACGGCGGGACGGCUCACCGUGAAGGAGGAUAUCGGAGCGGAUGUCGGCAUCUUCCGCGCGCGGGGCAUCCUGGCCGAGUUCAAAAUUGUGGGAGCCUUUGAGGCCCAGCGGGCCAUCGACCCUGCUCAGCCGCCCGCUUCGUGA
Messenger RNA from Emiliania huxleyi CCMP1516, 912 nucleotides. RefSeq lists its product as hypothetical. Bases 1 to 912 code for a protein of 303 amino acids. The transcript has 2 exons. NCBI's taxonomy places the organism in Eukaryota, Haptophyta, Isochrysidales, Noelaerhabdaceae. The record is from RefSeq and is a predicted model, not a curated record.